CAACGGGCGGGCGGACGGUUCCGGGUGUGCGCGAGGCUGACGGCGUCGGCGGGAUGACUCUACUCCAGAAUUUCUUUUUGAAUGGAAGCAUGCUCUUUUCCAGUAGAAGAUGUUGAUCCUAAUGUAUGAUCAUGGAGAAGGGGAUAAGCUCCGUAGAAGUGUUACCUUCCAAAUCAUCUCAGGUUACAGCUGUAAAAGUGGUGGUCAAAGAGCCCGAAACAAAGCAGACCCAAAGAGGGAAACGAGUGGGAUUUGUGCUUGUUCAUGCAGGUGCAGGUUAUCAUUCUGAAUCCAAAGCUAAAGAAUACAAGCAUGUGUGCAAAAGGGCCUGCCAGAAGGCUAUCGAAAAGCUACAGGCUGGUGCUCUUGCAACAGAUGCAGUGACUGCAGCACUUAUAGAACUGGAGGAUUCUCCUUUUACAAAUGCAGGAAUGGGUUCUAACUUAAACCUUCUGGGUGAGAUAGAAUGCGAUGCCAGCAUAAUGGAUGGGAAGUCACUGAAUUUUGGAGCAGUUGGCGCACUGAGCGGAAUCAAGAAUCCAGUUUCAGUUGCAAAUAGAUUGUUGUGUGAAGGGCAGAAAGGAAAACUCUCUGCUGGCAGAAUUCCACCUUGCUUUUUAGUUGGUGAAGGAGCUUUCAGAUGGGCAGUUGAUCACGGGAUACCAGCAUGUCCUCCAGGUAUCAUGGCUACAAGGUUUAGUUUAGCAGCUUUUAAGAGGAACAAGAGGAAGCUGGAGUUGGCUGAAAAGGUAGAAACUGAUCUUAUUCAACUAAAGAAGAGAAGACAAUCAAAUGAAAAGGGCUCCAGAGUCAUGUGCAGAACGUGUGGGAGACCCUCAAAGGCCAAUGAUGGUAGUAGAGGAGGUGAUCAAAUAGAGCUCUACUCAUUGGAGAAUGACUCAGGAACAUUGGAUACAGUCGGUGCAGUUGUUGUUGACCAAGAAGGAAAUGUUGCUGCUGCUGUCUCCAGUGGAGGUUUAGCACUAAAGCAUCCUGGAAGAGUUGGUCAGGCAGCUCUUUAUGGGUGUGGCUGCUGGGCUGAAAAUACAGGAGCUCAUACACCUUACUCCACUGCUGUGAGUACUUCAGGUUGUGGAGAGCACCUUGUCCGAACCAUACUGGCCAGAGAAUGUUCAUGUGCUUUGCAAACAGAAGAUGCCCACCAAGCUCUCCUAGAGACUAUGCAAAACAAGUUUAUUGGUUCACCUUUCCUUGCCAGUGAAGAUGGUGUACUUGGAGGUGUGAUAGUUCUUCGGUCUUGCAGGUGUUCAGCAGAACCUGAAUUAUCACAGGAGAAGCCAACUUUACUAGUGGAAUUUCUGUGGAGCCAUACAACAGAGAGCAUGUGUGUAGGAUACAUGUCUGCACAGGAUGGCAAAGCUAAGAAAUGGUGUAACUGCUGGCUGGAGCAUUGGGAACAGAUGUCUGACUUGAGGAGUGAAAGACUCACAUUUCAAGACUUCCUCCUGGAGCGGUGGCAGGACAGUCCGUAGCAAUAGAAGGAGGAGUUUGCCGACUGGAGAGCCCAGAAAGCUGAACAGCUGAUUCCUCACUUCAUUGCAAAGAAUGUGAAUGACGUUUUCUACAAUAAGUUUUUUUUGUAUGUCUUAACAAAUGUUGGAAAUUCUACCCUUGCUUUAUACACCAUAUUGCCACCAUGUGCUCCAUAACUUGAGACAAGUGCUGCUGUAGUUUAUGUUCUCACUCUGUGAAUGGGAGUGUGUGCAUGUUCACUUUUUCCCUGAUAAAAUAGGACCUCUUCCCAGUUGUACAAAGAUUAUAUAUGAUUAGCGAUUACGUUCUCAUUGUUUUAUGUUUGAGAAAUAUCUGAAAGUUAAAACAAAAUAAUAAUUUAAAUAUGUGGUCACAAUUGUCAUUCAUGUUCUAAAUUUAAAAGGAACAGGCCUUUGAAGUGGAUGUAUAAGUAUGCAAAAACGAUUAUGGUUUCAAAGUUUCUCAGUGGUUUAAGGAAAUCCAGUGGUGGUUUAAACAUGGAUUGCUUUUUUUCCUCCCCAAUAAGGAGGAAUUUUUUUUGUCAAAGAAUGGUUUCAGUGAAACAAACUAGAGCAAAAUUAAGGCUAGAAUUGUUCUAAAUAAUCUUAUAAGUCAUAUCUCUGUUUCCAAACUAAGAUGUUAAUAGCUUCAAGCUGUAUCUAUUACAAAAUGCUAUAUGAAGAUAAUGUAUCGUAAUAAUGCAGUCUUUAUGUAUAAUGGAAUAUUACAAUGUAAAUAAGAAAACAAAGUUUAUGGAAAGAUUCAAUAUUAUUCUUUGCUUCUGUUUUAAAUCUAUUUUUAAGAGAGGUACAGAAAUGAGCAUAUUACUGGAUGCAAAGUGCAAUGUGUAUUGAAUGGAUGCUGGGAAUUCUGAUACUAGCUUUCUUACAGAUAAAGCAACUUCCUAAAGUCCAGCCACAGCAUGGGUAUUUAUGUAACUGUGUGUAAUAUAUAUGUACUGUGCAUAAAUUUACUGUAAUUUUUUACACCUUCAACAAAACUGCAGUAUGAAACAGUGUAAAGCUUGUCUGCCUUGUGAAGCGUUGGCAGCUGAACUGUCUUUUGUCACCAGUUCUGAUAUGUUAGCCAGAUCGCCCGUGUCCUAAAAGUGACUUCUCACAUACAAUCUUCCACUCAGUACUUCUUUCUUUACAGCACUGGCAGCAAUAGAAGACUUUUGUAAUUAAUUCAUUGUCAUGAUAAGUAUGCCAAAGAAAAAUUAAAUUAGUUCAUCUUUUUCCCUGGUGGAUAUUUGAUAAUUCUGUUUUCAGAAAUAGUGGAUGAAUAGGUAUUCAGACUGUAUUUGCUUAAUUGGGCAUUGUACUAUCCUCUUUUGUAAUGUUGUGCCUGCCUAUAACAGACCUACUCGACUGCUGAUUAAAUGGUUGCAUUGAUUGUAGUACCAAUGUUUCAUGGAUAAAAAUCUUAAUACAUUAUUUUAGUAGCCUGAA
Centrocercus urophasianus (Greater sage-grouse) is the source of this 2945-nucleotide messenger RNA. It is a transcript of the gene TASP1, whose product is annotated as taspase 1. Bases 126 to 1493 code for a protein of 455 amino acids. Gene Ontology annotation, biological process: protein maturation. Lineage: Eukaryota; Metazoa; Chordata; Aves; Galliformes; Phasianidae. Gene Ontology annotation, molecular function: threonine-type endopeptidase activity. The transcript has 16 exons. The record is from RefSeq and is a predicted model, not a curated record.